UGGCGACUCGACCUUGGUUUACAGUAUAUAAGGACUGGACUCUGCUGCUGGAACUUCACUCAACUGAGUCCAACAGCAAAGACAUCAACAUGAAGUUGCUCAUCGUCCUCGCAGCCCUCGUGGCUUUCUCCGAGUGCCUCCAUAAGAUGCCCCUCAUCAAGGGUAAGACCGCCAGGCAAACCCUGAAGGAGAAAGGCCUCUGGGAGGAGUACAGGAAGAAGCACCCGUACAGCCCGAUGGUCAAGUUCCUCCAGACCGGUACUGAGUCCAUGACCAACGAUGCUGACUUGUCCUACUAUGGUGUGAUCUCCAUUGGCACCCCUCCUCAGUCCUUCACUGUCAUCUUUGACAGCGGUUCCUCCAACCUGUGGGUUCCGUCAGUCUACUGCAAUGACGAGGCCUGCCAGAGCCACAACAAAUUCAACCCUCAGCAGUCCUCCUCCUUCCAGUGGAACGGCCGGUCUCUGUCCAUCCAGUAUGGCACUGGCAGCAUGACUGGAUAUCUGGGCAGCGACACUGUUGAGGUGGGUGGCAUCUCUGUGGCCAACCAGGUGUUUGGACUGAGCCAGUCAGAGGCUCCUUUCAUGGCCAGCAUGCAGGCUGAUGGCAUCCUGGGAUUGGCCUUCCAGUCCAUUGCUUCUGACAAUGUCGUGCCAGUCUUUGACAACAUGAUCAAGCAGGGACUGGUGUCUCAGCCCAUGUUCUCCGUCUACUUGAGCGGCAACGAGGCCCAGGGCAGCGAGGUGGUCUUUGGUGGUGUUGACAACAGCCACUACACUGGACAGAUCACCUGGAUCCCUCUGUCCUCUGCCACCUACUAUCAGAUCAGCAUGGACAGUGUUACCAUCAACGGACAGACCGUGGCUUGCUCUGGCGGCUGCCAGGCCAUCAUCGACACUGGUACCUCUGUGAUCGUUGGCCCAUCCAAUGCCAUCAGCAACAUUAAUUCCUGGAUUGGAGCCUCAACCGACCAGUACGGAGAUAGCACCGUGAGCUGCCAGAACAUUGGGAGCAUGCCUUCUGUCACCUUCAAUCUCAAUGGAAACGCCUUCCCCGUCCCUGCAUCUGCCUACGUCUCUCAGAGCUCCUACGGUUGCAGCACUGGCUUUGGCCAGGGUGGUUUCUCCGAUCUAUGGAUCCUGGGUGAUGUCUUCAUCAGGGAGUACUAUGCCAUCUUUGAACCCCAGGCUCAGUACAUUGGUCUGGCCAAGUCUGUGUAAUAUGAGUGUGUAUUUCCCUCUAGAGGGAGGUUGUGGAAUACAGAGGUUUAAACAUGUAGCUGCCUUUGCAUUAAACAUAUUGAAGCAAA
Molecule: messenger RNA, 1309 nt
Organism: Amphiprion ocellaris (clown anemonefish)
Lineage: Eukaryota; Metazoa; Chordata; Actinopteri; Pomacentridae
Product: pepsin A-like
Exons: 9
Coding region: 90-1220 (376 amino acids)
Biological process (GO): proteolysis
Molecular function (GO): aspartic-type endopeptidase activity
Source: RefSeq, a predicted model, not a curated record